ACCACUAUUUUUUUGCAUUAGCAAGUUCAACUUGUGUUUAUUGCAGUUCUAGUUCUCUAAUCUCAUGCAGGUUAUUGAGCUAAAGGUACGCCUACACUGCAAGGCAUGUGAAAAGUCUAUCCGAAAAACCUUGGGCAAGAUCAAAGGGGUAACGUGUGUGGAAAUAGAUUUGGUGUUGAACAAGAUCACGGUGUUGGGGUAUGUGGACCGCAAGAUUGUGAUCAAAGCUGUUCGUAAGACGGGGAGAAGAGCUGAGGUUUGGCCUUCUAAGUCUUCAUGUCGCGGCCGGCAGCAGCCUCGUGGUGGUUUUGGUUGCAUCAUCCCCAGAUGGGUUUUCUAAGGAUCCAUCCAUCAUUUUAAUGUAUUAAUAAUACUUUGAUUUCCUUUUUGCUGCAAUUCUAAAAUGUUUGCAAGUCCAAGCAAAAUUUAUAUUUUCUCAUUAUGAAUAUGUUGCGUUGUGUUAUGUCUUAA
Cornus florida is the source of this 471-nucleotide messenger RNA. Its product is annotated as heavy metal-associated isoprenylated plant protein 28-like. Bases 65 to 340 code for a protein of 91 amino acids. Gene Ontology annotation, molecular function: metal ion binding. The transcript is spliced from 3 exons. Lineage: Eukaryota; Viridiplantae; Streptophyta; Magnoliopsida; Cornales; Cornaceae. The record is from RefSeq and is a predicted model, not a curated record.